Molecule: messenger RNA, 6469 nt
Organism: Papaver somniferum (opium poppy)
Lineage: Eukaryota; Viridiplantae; Streptophyta; Magnoliopsida; Ranunculales; Papaveraceae
Product: putative vacuolar protein sorting-associated protein 13D
Exons: 28
Coding region: 288-5276 (1662 amino acids)
Biological process (GO): protein targeting to vacuole; protein retention in Golgi apparatus
Cellular component (GO): extrinsic component of membrane
Source: RefSeq, a predicted model, not a curated record
AAAUUGAAACCCAAGAAACAAUUAAACUAGAAACUCUUUUGGGGUUUUUAAACUUGUUUCUGGGUUUUCUUCCCAAGUAAUUAGCCUUCAUCAUUCUUCUAUAUCUACUCUCUCUCCCCUUAUCUUUAUUACCGAAUCGACGGUACCAAUUUUAGGUUAAAUUCGCCCUCUAAUUAACCCCUUAAUCAUCAUCUUUCUCUCUAGCUUCGACUUACAUGGCUGUUUCAGUACCAAUUUGUAUAUCAUCAUUUCUCUAAUUCUCUUCUCGCAUUCUUAGAACCAAAAAGAUGUUUGAAAGGUGGGUUCAGCCGCUCCUAUUAGGUUAUCUUGGUCCAUACAUCAAAGAUUUCCAAAGAGAACAACUCAAGAUCGGAUUAUGGAACGAAGAAGUAGUGUUGGAUAAUGUGGAGUUGGUUCUUGAAGCUUUUGAUCACCUACAGUUGCCUUUUGCUAUAAAACGAGGUCGCGUUGGGAGGUUAAGCAUAAAAAUUCCUUGGAAGAAGCUUGGUUUGUCGCCCAUUAUAAUUGUUCUAGAAGAUGUCUUCAUUCAAGCUGGCCAAAGAGAUGAGCAUGAGUGGAAUCCAGAUUUAGUCGAAAGAAGAGACAUCGCAGGAAAAAAGGCCAAACUUACUGCUGCGGAGCUAGCAACAUUUUCUAGACGCGUAUGCGAAAAUCAGACCGGACAAGCAUUUGUUUCUUACAUUACUGCCAAGCUUCUUGAUAAUGUCCAAGUCUCCAUCAGAAAUUUUCAUGUCACUUAUACUGAUCAGCAGAUUGGCUCGGCACCAUAUACGUUUGGAAUAAGGUUUUCAAGUCUGACAUCAGUGAAGCACAGUUCUAUCUGGACAUCCGUCACAAGUCGAGGUGGUCCAGUGAGCAAGAUGUUGGAGAUAUCAGGCUUGGGAAUUUAUUAUAGCACAUCUGAGGGACCUUCGAAUUCAAUGGGUAUUGAAGAUGCCGCUGAGUACCAACUUUUCAGUGAUGCGAGAGUGGAAAGUGAUACAAAUGAUUAUAUUGUGGCCCCAUUUGAUGUUGCUGUAUCUUUUGUGGUGAACAGGUCUGAGAAGCUUGAGAGUGAUGUUCCACAAUAUUCUAUUGUUGCUGAGAUAACUUCUCUGGUGCUGCAAAUGAAUGAAGUUCAGCUCAAGCAAAUCUUUGUUCUUUGGGAUUAUUUAUGCACAUCUGAAGUGAGGGAGAGGUAUUGGCGUUAUCGCCCAUCAUUUGAUUCUUUAUCAAGAAAACCAAAGGGCUGGCAAAGGAUGUGGUGGCAGUACGCCCAAGAAUCCAUCUUAUCCGAUGUUUGUAGAAAGUUAAAGAAGACUUCCUGGAAACAUCUUGGGUGGCGAAUGAGUUAUCGACGAAAGUAUGUGAGCUUAUACAAAAGAAAACUGGACUUUCUCCAUCAAAAGCAGACUGUAGAAGAAGACAUACUUAAAGAAUUGGAGCUUAUGGAGAAAGAAACAGAUAUUGACGACAUCUUGAGUUUUAGGUCAAUCGCAGAACGUGAAUUGGAGAAACUUCUGCCGAGCUCUACAGCUUCGAGUGUGGGAGCAAAUGGAUGGAUAAAUUGGUUAUUUCGUGGCAUGCUUGGUUCGGGUGAAACAGCGGGCCAGUUUUCUGGUGCUGUUUCUCAGGAACUUAUCAAGGAUAUAUACGAGGCAGCAGACUUCGUUCCAGUUCCUUCUCUUGAUGUGGGUGUUUCUACAAAAAGCAGAAUCUUAUCUUCAGUCAAGUUCAAAGUUCAUAAAGUCACUGCAACACUAGGCAGCAAGAUCAGCCAGAAGGAAGUCAUACGGAUAAUUUUGGGUGUCGUGGAUAUUGAAUGUAAACAUUGGGACGAAUCAUGGACAAUUGAGCUGUUGGUUAAUUCAUUGGGUCUGGUGGACCCAUAUGCUAAGAAAGACAUUCUGCUUCUUGGAAAGGGUGUCUCUGAGCAAAGUAAUUCGAAUGAUAAAGUACGGUGUCUCAGCGUUGUAGUUGAUACAUCUCCUAUAAACAAUGACACUGAUCUUUCAUUAAAGGUUGAGCUUCAACCUUUUGAAGUUAUUUACGAUGCUGAGUUUUUAUCGAAUCUAUUGGACUUCCAGCGGAUUUUUGGAUCAUUCCAUUCUCAGCGUGAGAGAGUCCUCAUGUCAUUAAAUGAGCUUGAAAAUGUUAGUGCUCGAGUACUAUCGAAAACUGAAUAUGUUGUCUCCAACCGUAAACAAAUAAUUUGGGAUAUCAGUUUAAGCAGUGUCUCCAUCAAAAUUCCAUGGGAAACAGAUCAUCAUUCCACACAGUAUUUUUUGAGUUUGGACUUGGGAACUCUUAUCUGUAGAUCAAAGAUUCAGAAGGAAACUCUGGCACCAAACUGGAAGCCCCUAGCUGACUAUUUGUCCACAGCUUUCGCGGGCACAACUUCUUCCACUGAUAGGACAGUGAAACCAGUUGACCACCUUCAAGAUCUGUACGAUCACUUCAAAAUUACUUUGACUGGUUUAGAGGUGAAUCUAACGGUACCUGGUUGUUCUAAAGCAGUCUCCAUUGUCGAGAAACUUGAUGCGUAUAUUAAGUUGGCAUCAUGCAUUAUACCAAAUGAAUCGACGUUGAAGCAGCUAGAGGUCCAUGUGGUUGUUGUGUCAACACUUAGUGUACAUUUCUCGCCCUCAAUAUAUGGUGCAGCUGUUGGCUUGAUUAAAUCUUUUGAUAUUCUGGCUCCGCAAUCAGAAUCCGAAUCUGUGCGCCAGGGGACCUUAAAGGAUUCAAGUGCUUUCCAAUUAUCUUUCACGGCUAAUGUUGAGCUUGUUAGCUUGCAUGUACACUCCAGUGAUGACGAUAAUGGAGAUGGUAGCCUUCUUCUCGUCUGUGCUCUUGGGGAGUUGGACAUUCAGUAUGCUCUCGAGCAAAUGACAAAAGCAUGUUUUGUCUGCGUCAAAGCAUUGAAAAUUGAAACAGGUAAAUUGAGCGAUGAAACUAGUGACUUAACAUUAUGCUUAUCCAAGAGUAUAUCUGCUGCUGCACAUCAGCGCGGAUUUGUCUCAGAAGCUAACGCUCCAAAAAGUGACGGUGGUGAAAGAAGUACACCUUUGGAUGGAUGCUUUAUUAUGCACUAUCAAGCGGAGAGAAAUGUGGAGGAAGUUUGUCACAAGUUGACGAUGUUCUUUAAUGAAGUUGAUCUCCAUUGCUACCCUAAAGUUAUUGGAUCCCUCUAUCAGUAUUUCGAUAGCUUAUCUCGAUAUGAUUCCUCGUCAUUACCUUAUUCAGGGAAAAGCUUAGCCAAUAGUAAAGAAUCGGGAAAAAUCUUAGCCAAUAGUAAAGAAACAAGAUAUAGAGUACUGAUGUCUGGAUUUUGGCCUGCAAAAUUUGGGUUUUCGAAUUUCUGCGAAUCUGGGUCAACUGAGGCAUGCAUAACUCUGGGUCAGUUUCCCUUCAUAACUAUUGAUAGUUCGGGUUCCCUCGGUAGAAUUGAGCAGUCUCUUAUUCAUGGCAUUUCUGAGUGGAGGAAUAUUUUGAAUGUGAGGGAUAAAAAAUGUGAGAGAAUUGCAAAAGUUAACGUUAGGAAGAGGUCUAAAGUGCCCAGAGUUCCGACAGUGAAAUAUUCAUGGAGCAAUAAUGAUUCCACUUCUGGGAGAAGCAGUGAUUCUGCUAUUUGCAUUAUUGAUUUGAACCUCACUGGAAUCACAAUACACUUCCAUGAUUCAUCCUGUAUUCUGGGAACUCUUUCGGUGCCAAUUUCUAAGUCUUUGAUUGCUUUAAGCAGGACACAUUAUUUGGAUAUGUUAUGUUCUAUUGAGGGGCUACAUCUCUCAUCAUCUUGGUUGUCCCAGUACUUUUACAAGUGGCUAUGGGGCUCAUCUGAACACAAUCUGGCCCCUGUUUUCAAUUUUCGCGUAAGAAGGAUCAAUGGUGCAACGAGGCCCCAAAUUGAAUUGUGUUUCAGCAUUCAACAUGUGCGCUGCAUUUUGCCGCCCGAAUAUCUGGCGAUAUUAAUUGGUUAUUUUUCUCUACCUGAUUGGAACAAGAAGGAACCUGUACAGUUUGUUACGGAAAAUGGCAACUGCAAGGAUAUGGACAACAGCCAUGUCAAAAUUAUGUACAAAUUUGAGGUCCUUGACUCCGUAUUGAUUUUACCCGUGGAUGAUGAUGGACAUCAAACUAUACAUCUUCAACUUGAACAGUUAUAUUGCAGUUUCACUGCAAAGAGCAAAGCAGAGGAUGCUCUGAAGGACAUUCCUCUUGACUGUAUGGUUCAAGCAGAUAAAGUUGCAGAUAUAGUCCACGUCCUCAACAUAUUUGGGCGGGGUGUAUCUUUGUCGUUGGUACCACGUAAGAACGAGGGACAUGCUUCUUUGACUGAUUGUCAGAGUACCAGUUGCGGAAAUGUACCCUUAAUUCCAGCAUUUGACGCUGAUCUAUGGAUCAGAAUACCAUGCGGAAAUCAGCCUUCAGAUGGACUUUCUACUCCUACUUCUGUUAUGGUGAAGGUUAGCAACUGGCAAAUUAUUGCUGAAGUUGAUUACUUUCUCUAUGGAAUUGAAGCUAUUGCAAACAUCGUAAACCAGCUGUCUGCAGUCGGGAGUGAAUCUGGAUAUUUCAAAUCUGAUGUAUUGCAGUUUAUGCAGUUGAAGAAGAGUAUAAAAGAAGGAAGUGUAGUUCUAACCAAUGUUUCAAGUCCGACCUUUAUAGAAGUAAAAUGUUGUGUCAAGUUACUCACAAUAAAAUUAUGUCAGUCAAGGGGAAGAGGACAGUCUAAUAACUUGUCAGAGCCCGUUGCCAAGGCAGAUUUACAAUUUAUAUUUUCUGGAAAGUUCAAAGACGACAUACCCUUGAGCAUGGAUAUUUGUCUUUCUAACAUAUCACUAUAUUCAUUUCAUACUUCCGUCAUCUUGCUGCAUUCUAUUGUCUCUUCAGUUUCAUCUUGUUUUGAGAUUCAUCUGUCCAAGUUAAGUAGUGGUGACAAUGAGAUUGUAUUUUGUAUACCUUCUCUGGAUAUUUGGUUACACAUGUCGGAUUGGAGCACUGUUGUAGAUCUUAUUGGUUGCUAUUCUCAGGACCAAAACAACACUGAAGUUAUGGUUGAAUCAUCAGAGAACUCAAGUUUAGGAACACUGGAACUUCCUAAAGAUUCGUCUGGAAAUGUAAUUGAGGCUUCUCCUGAGUCACCAACAACAUCGUUACAUUCUAACAAAGAUUUUCAGGAAUCCGGUAAUCUGAUUUUGAAGUCAGAGGAGAUAGACAUUUCACUUCAUUUUCCACUCUCGGUUAGAGAAACAUUUGACAUUUUGAGGGAACCUUAAGUUCUUGUAGGAGUUACUUUUUCUGGCACGGAAUGCUGUAAAUAUGUAACAGUUACUUUGUGCAGUAGAGAUACGGAAGUGAUUAUAAAUGAAAGCCAUACAAAAGUGACGUCGAAUAUCGAAAGGACGAGAAUUACGCUGGAGACUAUCCAGGGCCAGAAAGUUAUUGCAUGGCCUCUGUUGCAGAUAAAUCAGAUAUAUGUUUCUGCAGAAAUUUGUGAUAAACAAGAGGGGUUUAUUCAUGCCACAGCUGAAGUUCGUAUUGAAUGUUUGGAAGUGUGGUUAUCACAUCAGAUAUUCCAAUUCUGGCACGAUGUUAAGAUCGAACUUCCUGAAAAAACAUCUUCUCAAUCUUCAACCGGCAUUGUGGAUUUUAAAGUUCAUUUAAGGAAGGCUUCUCUGCUGCUGACUGAUGGGAGGUGGAGUUGUAAUGGUCCUCUCAUGGAGAUGCUUUUGAGGAACUUACUGUUCCAUGUGAGCCUAACUGGUGGCAUCAUGGAAGCUUCAGUUGGAGGAGAUCUUCUUGUGAACUACAACAAUCUUGAAAAGGUGACUUGGGAGCCUUUUAUAGAGACAUGGUGUUUUCAAUUAGACAUGGCUAGAAAGCAAGAACGAAGUGCGCUUUUAAGUACUUCCGUCAUGACUGAUAUAUACCUGAAGUCUACUGCACAUCUCAACUUCAAUGUCACAGAACCGCUCAUUGAGGUUAUCUUUAGGGUGCAUGACAUGAUCACAGAUGCUUGGAGUCGGGUUAAGAUAGAUGGUCUUCCUGAGAGUCGCCGGUUUUGUGGGGGUAGUGAAACCACUGAAAAUGCAUACACAAGAAGGUAUGCUUCAUAAAUUCUCCAGAAUGAGACUUCUUUGCCACUGCUGUUUCAUGUGUAUCGAGGACAUUUGAAUUCAGACGAUUUGAACAUGGUGCCUAUGAAAGAAGGAAGUAUUGUGCAACCAGGUUGUUCUGUCCCAAUUUAUAUUGAUGAAACUCCAGAAGAACAAAUAUUUCGUUACAAACCUGCUCAGUCCUCUGACAGGCUAAACGAGAAAAAAUCGAAUUGGGUGGCACAUCAUAUGAUCUCUGUUCAACUUGAUGGAACUUCUGGGUUUUCAGUUCCUAUUUCCAUGGACCUUGUUGGCCGUAGCUACUUUGAAGUAGAUUUUUCGAAGGCAUCAGAAGCGGUUGGAGUAAAUACAGC